AUGAAUUCUUUGAAUGAUUUUGCGGAUAUCCUAAUUCAAUGCAACUCACAAGAUGAUGAAAUUCGACGACAGUCUGAAUCGGUAAGAGAUAGUUUUCUAAAUGAGCAAACAAAUCUUUUCUUUGAAUGGAUAAUUCAAAUAAUUUUAAAUGAUGAACAUUCAAAUUUACAUGAAUAUGCGAUACUCAUGAUUUAUUCGAUCUACAGACACCAAAAACAGAUCCUCACUCCAGAAAUUACGCAAAAAUUUUAUCAAGAUUUUAGACCAAUCAUUCCGCUGCUUCUUUCACUAAAUUCAAUUGCAUAUUUACAAAAGACAUGGAUUUCUUACGUCCUGGCCUUCGUUAUGACUCUUCUUCAUCAACAAUUUCCAGAAACUGACUUUAAUUUCAAUGAAAGCAUAAGAGAUCUUGAAAAAUCCAUAGGUACCAACUUCCUCUUUACAAUUAUUACAGAAUCUAUAGAGUGUUCACAAGAUUUAUGCACUUUUGAUUUAAAUUAUCUUUAUCAACUUAUACAGAGCAAUUCAACUCAAUUAUACGAUAUCGUCAAUUUAUACUUUUCAAUUAUUGCGAAAUCAGAGCCAAUUAACGAAUUUCUUGAAAUUUUUCCACAAAUCUUAGAGAUAAUUGACAAAUCAACAGAAUACCAGUAUCUUUCGAUCAUCGGCAACUUUUGUGAGAAGAAUUCUCCAUAUUUUCCAACAAUUUUCCUUGAUUUAUCAAAAUUUAUUUCAAAUAAAGUCAUGAAUUCAGAAGACGAGCAAACCAUCAUUCAAUGUUUAUUUAUAUUCGAAAAUAUAGUUCAAUACAACUCAGAAACAGUUCAAUUUUCAGUAGAUUUUUUUGAUAUUUUAAUUGACACUUUUAUUUCAGUUUUAAACAAGAUCGACUACAUGGAUGAUGAAAACUCUCUUAGUAGCAUCGCUCCUGACAUUGUUCAUCAAAUUACAAACUCAGGAUUACCAGGAAUAAAUUCCCGUUUCCUUCAGAGGUCGGAAACAUUCUUACAAGGUGAUUUAUCCGAAUACAUGUAUGGUUUCCUUGUUUUUAUUGCUUCAGGAACUUCUACAUUAGGAAUUGACGAAAUUUUAGGAGAUUCAUUAUUAGAACUCAUCAAUAGUGAUGAUAUUCGUAUAAAAUAUGUUGCAUAUAAAGUAUUUAAGCGUAUAGAGUACACUCUUGUUAAAAUUAAUUAUUCAGAAUUUGUUGAAGUUAUUUUCAAUGAUAUAUCAGCAGAUAGCAAUCACAAGAUUGUAACAUUGGCAUUAAGCUCGCUUUCCUUUAUAAUUGAUAAAUAUUUCCAUGUCAUUAAAGAUAAUUCUGAAGAAAUACAACAGAAACUGCUUGAAAGCUUCUCGUUCAUUGAUAACGAAGAUUGCUUGGCUACUUUGAUCGAAACUUUGACGAAAUUGCAAAAUACAAUUUCGAAAAUUCCAGAUAUCCAGUCAAUUUUCGAACUUUUCAAUAAUAUCCUUAAGGAAUGUGAUGGAAGCGAUGUUGUUAAGAUACAAAUCCUUAAUUCUGGCAUUUCUGUGCUAAAUACAGUAAAACAGAACGUAGAAAAGGAUAAAGAAGAGGAAGCGAAAGAGGAAUUAGAAAAAUAUGCCAAAAUUUUAUUAGAGCUUUGUGUAGAAAACCUUAAUCGAAAUGAAUCGGAAAUUGAUCCAAGAUUUAUGAAGAAAUACCAUGAAUCUAUGCUUACAAUCCUUGGUUAUAUACAAGAUGCUGGCGAAUACAGUAAUGAUCUUUGGAUUAGAGCGUUUAAUGUAAUAAUGAAGCCAAUUCAGUUCAAAGAAUUCUCCAGGAACGAAUAUAUUGACUUAACAGCCUUUACUGUUAUAGAUAGGAUACAAGGAAAUACAAAAUAUGCCAUUGAAAACACAAUUGUAGAUUUAUUAAUAGAAAACAUCAAUAUUAUUAAGUAUAUGUGUAGUAACCAAGCUUGUUUUGAUAAGUUAUUAGAGAAUAACAAUGAACAAUUGAAUUCUUUCCUUCAAAUUGUGAAUAAUUUUGUAUCUUCUGAAUAUUUCAUCGCAGAUAUUGCUGUUAUAUGUUUCGUAACACUCCAAUCAUUAUUCUCAUAUGCAUAUAAAACCAAUAACAAGGAAUUGGUCGAUAUUUUCCUUCAAAUUUUUGCAGAUGGAUUAUCUCGACAGAUGGGUAACGAAUUCAGUUAUUUAAACUUGACAAAUAUGUUUGAAUCUAUUCAGAAAAUCAUAGAAACACGGAAUUUUGACUUAAAUCAGUACCAAACUUUGAACGAAUCAAUUAUGAAGUUUGUAAUCAACACAUUGAAGUUCCAGUUGAAUAUAGCAACCGAAUAUUAUCAGUCCGGCCAAGAUACAAUGCCAGAAAACUAUUUUAUUGGCGAAUAUUUUUCCGGAAUAGAAAUGUUCGUAAAUCCAUUGAUUUGUUUGAUCAAAAUUGAUCAUGAGAUGUUGAAAAAUUUAUUUGGCGAAGAAAUUUUGCCUAUUUUAUUGAACGCAGCCCAAAACGAUAUUAUGAUCCAAAUUUAUCCAAGUUUGUUAUUAGUUUACACUGCAUUUGAACCAGAUGGAUCAUUAUUUGGCGAAUAUCAUGAUAUCUUCUACAAUUUAUUGAAUAUUCGCGUAGAAUGCUCAUCAAUAGAAAAUGAUGACUCUAAUCCAAUUUUUAUGAAAUACAGAGCUGCCCUUAAUAACUUUAUGAUGUUCUUCUUCGAAUUAUUCAAUGUAAUUCAUUAUCCUGAUAAUUAUAUCUUAGAAUUAUUAAAUUAUCUGAAAGGAGCCCUCGAAGAAGACUCUUUCUCUUAUCUUAAGAAUUAUACCAAUGUCAUCAAUGUUAUUGCUAGUAUUUACAUUUAUUAUCCUGAAAUUUAUUCUGAAAAUUUUGAAAAUGAGCUAUUAUUUGUUCUUAGUUGCCAUUUUGAACCUUCAGUAAGGAUCGAUGAUAAUGAUAACUAUUAUAUUGUCACUUUGCUCAUUGCUUCGUGGAUUUGCAAUUAUGGAGAUUAUUUAGACCAACAAGCUCAGCAAUGUGAUGAAAUUAAUGAUGAAUCCUAUUACUAUCAACUUUUCUCUUUGCUUUUCUACGAUGGAGCUUACAUUUACGAUUCAUUGUCUUGUCCUCACGAUGACGCACUGAAAAGGUUGAUCAACGUUGUGUUCUCAAGGGAAAUAGCUCGAAGUAGGUUUGUUUUGUUCCUUCAAUCGUACGAAGCCAGUGAUCCGGAUGUAAUUCAUGGAUUGGUGAACAAUAUAAAUAAUAUAAUCAAAGAAAAUAGCCAAAAGGCCAUGAGUAAUCAAAAUGGUCAAUAA
Trichomonas vaginalis G3 is the source of this 3297-nucleotide messenger RNA. Its product is annotated as armadillo (ARM) repeat-containing protein family. The transcript has a single exon. Bases 1 to 3297 code for a protein of 1098 amino acids. The record is from RefSeq and is a predicted model, not a curated record. NCBI's taxonomy places the organism in Eukaryota, Parabasalia, Trichomonadida, Trichomonadidae.